AUGUUAGAUCUCAUCUCACUCGGCGAGAAACUCGCUUCAGAAGGCCCUCACAAAACCGAAGACACUCCCCGUCGAGUUCGCGGUCUCUUGGGUGGAAAAUACAUCUUCGACACCCUUGAAGCUAAAUAUGUGUGGGAGCAUCCCUACUAUCCAUACUUCUAUAUUCCUUACAACACAUUCUCGAGUGAUGUUAAAUUCGAGAAAGUCGUUUCCAAGAAAGGUUUCUACAUCGCCAAGCUCACUUCGGGAAGUAAAAGUACAGAUCGGGUAAUCGUUUUCGAGACUUCCAAAGGGGAACUGAGUGACCUCGUCCGCAUCGAAGUAUCUGCUCUCGACGCCUGGUUCGUAGAAGACGAGAAACUCCUUGGGCCACACCCGAAAGACCCCUACAAACGUGUAGAAACUAUCCCUUCGUCCCGCGAGAUCCGCAUCGAAGUCGAUGGCGUGGUCGUGGCGAAGAGCUCGCAGAAUGUAUUUCUGUUCGAGACGAUGUUGAGGCCGAGAUUUUACUUGGACCCGACUAAGGUCAACUGGAGUGUUUUGAGGGAGAGUGAGACGAUUAGUUAUUGUCCAUACAAGGGGAUGGCAAAUUACUAUCAUGUUGAUAUUGGGAGCAAAACAAUUGAGGAUGCGGUAUGGUAUUAUAAGUACCCGACUGCUGAAUCGGCACUGGUUGCUGGAAGACUGUGCUUUUACAAUGAGAAGGUGGAUGUGUUCAUUGAUGGUGUACAGGAGAAGAAGUGA
Molecule: messenger RNA, 744 nt
Organism: Cadophora gregata
Lineage: Eukaryota; Fungi; Ascomycota; Leotiomycetes; Helotiales; Ploettnerulaceae
Exons: 6
Coding region: 1-744 (247 amino acids)
Source: RefSeq, a predicted model, not a curated record